This is a messenger RNA of Choloepus didactylus (southern two-toed sloth), 1756 nucleotides long. Its product is annotated as protein FAM187B-like. NCBI's taxonomy places the organism in Eukaryota, Metazoa, Chordata, Mammalia, Pilosa, Megalonychidae. The record is from RefSeq and is a predicted model, not a curated record. The coding region runs from base 1 to 1113 and encodes 370 amino acids. The transcript is spliced from 2 exons.
AUGCUGACCACCCUGGGCCCGCUGCUCAGCCUUGCUCUCCCUGUGCUCGGGUUCCUCAUCUCCAUCAGCUACCCUGAUGGCAGUCAGUGCCAACGGGCCCUGCUCUCGGGCAACGAUGUCAUCCUGGGCUGCAACUCCUCCAGGGCACGCUGGUACUACUUCCUUCUGCAGGAGCCCGAACUGUCCAACCACAUCUCCGGUAUCUCCAACAUAGAAACGAGGCCCCAGGGCAGCAUUCUCAUUAAAAACCCGCAGCCCUCCCAGACGGGCUUCUACCGCUGCCACGAUGAGAACGGCACCCUCCUGGUGGAGUACGAGAUCGACUUCCAGGACGCCACCACCCUGCACAUCACACACAGAGACCUGGCCCAGGAGCCCCUGGAGAACGAGACCCUGAGCCUGGGAGGCAAGGAGCUCAUCUUCACCCGCUGGGAGCCCUGGCAGGACUGUAACCGCUGCGGGGUGCCGGGCGAGCGCAAGCGCCUGGGCUACUGCUACAUCCAGGGGCCCCUGGAGGAAGCCAUGCCCUGCAGGCUCUACCUGAGGGAGGUGACGAUGUGGUCCAACCGCAUUCGGCCGGAGCUACAGGUAGAAGCCUGUCAGGUGCCCUGCAAAAAGACGCAGCGCUUCGUGUCCCAGUACAUCUCCUUCGAGAGCUUCGAGCUCAACGAAGUGUCCGAGUCUGUAUGGCUCACCUGCCCUCUAGGAUCCAUCUACAGGCCCAUCCACUGGGAAGCCAACGGCGCCCUCCUGACCUGGCAGCGCCAGCUCUCCGGCCGGGACUUCGGCACCGCCCUGGACCCGGUCAACGGCGGCAGGCGGCUGCAGAUCUCCCAGCCGGCCAUUUACAAGUGCUUUGUGCAGCAGGAGCUCAUGGCGCGAUUCAACCCUCUGACCCCUCCGGAGGUGUGGGAGGCUCGGAGGAGAGAGGAUGCCCUGCAGCACCAGCAGCUGGAGUUAGGGGAGGCCCCGCCCGGCAAGACCCACUCCGUGCUGGAGGGGCUGAAGCUCCUGCUGCUGGCGAGCACGGUCCUGGCCCUGGUGGGAGCGCUGCGCAAGCUCCGCCGCCCUUCCCGCCGCAAAAGGAGCGACCAGUUGCUGCUGGUGAAAUAAAGCAAGGCCUCGGAGUGGACCCGGCCUCCCGGCCCUUCAUUGCCUCCGCUGUCCCUGCGGGAGCACCCACACCGUGCCCGCCCGGCCCCCGGCUCUGAGAUGCUGUGCAAAGUGGAACAGGCCUGCGGCAGCAGCACCCAGGGGCAACGGAGCUCUGUCCUGGGCCAGGUCCCGCUCUGCUAAUUCAUUAGUAAUUCCCAUUCCACAGAUGAGGAAACUGAGGCCAGACCUCGGUUCCCUCUGGAUCCAGGUCAGGUUGCCCGGGUCUAGCCCUGUGCUCCUCGGAGGAAGGGAGGGCUAGGAUGAGGGUCCUCAGGUGUGAUAAACUGCAGCCACCUCACGCACCCCACUCCCCCAAAGUUAAAGAUAGAUGGGGGGUGGGAGUGGGAAACACCCAGACCCCUAGCUCUCUGUCCCGGGCCUCUGCCUUGCCCUGCCACCCCAAAAUGUGCCUAGUGCGUUCAGAUCUAGCCACAUCUCCAUAUAAGCCGAAAGGUGACAUGCCUCCCCAUCCCCGCUGCUGCAGCAGAGAGAGCCCGAGAAGGGGAGAUCGGCCCCCACACAAGGCUCCAGGCCUGGUCCAGCCAGCCCAUGGGAAUUCUGGCUAUUUGCAGAAAUUAUUUGUGCUGUUAAGCAGAGUGCA